Caenorhabditis briggsae is the source of this 1095-nucleotide messenger RNA. It is a transcript of the gene Cbr-sre-52, whose product is annotated as Protein CBR-SRE-52. Gene Ontology annotation, biological process: sensory perception of chemical stimulus. Gene Ontology annotation, cellular component: membrane. Lineage: Eukaryota; Metazoa; Nematoda; Chromadorea; Rhabditida; Rhabditidae. The transcript is spliced from 5 exons. The coding region runs from base 1 to 1095 and encodes 364 amino acids. The record is from RefSeq and is a predicted model, not a curated record.
AUGAUUUUCAACGUUAACACUCUCGAAUACACCAUCUGGAUUCCUGUAUACAAACUAAAUGACUAUAGUUACUACAAUUCCAACUUUUAUAAAUUUUUAUUAAUUAUCGAAUUGGUGCUCUCUAUAAUUGCCUUAAUCUUUACGAUAUCUUCUGUGUACAUUGUUACAAACACAAAAGCUUUUCAUUCGAAUUUAAACUCUUUGGUGGCUUCUGUAAUUUCUAGUUGGAUAUUAUGUUUGAUUGGAAGAAUUAUGCUAACUCCAUAUUUAAUUGGAAUGUGGAAGGUCGAAAAUCUGUCGAGUGAAGUUCAAUUCUGGUGGACGGAUGACGUGGCGGAGAUGCCUGAAAUUCAAACAAUCAGAAAAUAUUGGUGUAUGUUUCUUGGAGGGUUUUUGGUGUGGUAUUACAUGUUCAUUUUGAUCACUUGUUUCUUUAUUCUGGCAUUGGAGAGAACAUGUGCAAGUUAUUUUAUACAAAACUACGAGAAAACCACUCGCAGCUACAUCUUCAUCUUCCUUAUCCUGUUCCAACAUGGAAUGGUUUUAGUCAUGCUCUGGUUUUGUUUUUUCAAUCGAAUCGCCUUUUCUCUAUGCGUCUUGUUCACUUUCAGUUUGAACGCUUUUGCAGUUUUGCUUCUAUGGGCCAAUCGUCAGUACAAUCUAAUUUUAAUUAGAAGAUUUGAAAGAAACACAAAGAAAAGUAUAGAGAUGUACACUUUGCCAGCUAGAUUCCAAGCAAAGGAAAAUGUCAAGGCAUUCGAUCUGACAUUCCGAAUCCUCAUUGUUGGUCUCUUCCUUAUCUUCACAGCUCUCGUCUUUCUCGUUUUUCUCAACUACAAAUGGCUUCCAUCGUGUGGAACGUUUCUCCUGUUUUGCUUCGAAAACUUGGUUCACCUAAACCCCUUAAUCGUUUGCCCGGUUUUGAUUCUAUCAGUCAAUCCAUGGAGAAGACGUUUGUCUAAUUGGAGGAUAAUAAGGAGUGUCAGUUGUGUUACCACUCAAAAAGAACUAUUGAAAAAAGAAAUGGGACAACAGCAAGAGACAGAUUUCUAUUUCAAUCAACUCAACGCUUCUUGGGAGCAACAUAUCAAGUGA